Molecule: messenger RNA, 1206 nt
Organism: Alternaria alternata
Lineage: Eukaryota; Fungi; Ascomycota; Dothideomycetes; Pleosporales; Pleosporaceae
Exons: 1
Source: RefSeq, a predicted model, not a curated record
GUGCCACCGCCACCCGUCAUCUUCAUAACUGACCACACCACGCUACCCCCAACAGCCACCCGGUACAUUUGCGGUAAUAACGACAUCGUCUUCCCAACUGCCUACACGCAGAUCAAGUCCCUUCUUUCCCAUCCAGCCUGUCCGCACCGCGAUAGGUCAUACAGUUGGUCCUGUCACUCCUGCGAAUCCACCUUUACAACCAAGUACUGGUCCUGCGCCGCGAUCCUCCUCGAUUACUUCGCCGAUUUCUAUCCCGACGAUACUCCUCUCAUGCAGUCGAUAUGGUUCCAUCUCCUAGAUAUCUGGCAAGAAAACGCGUCACGUCUUCCGUACGAAGCGGUGCUGGAAGCAGCCGAGGCAGCUGCAGCCAUUGGAGCAGAGCUUCCGGGCGCGAACCAUGCUAGGGCAUUUGAGAAGAGCGUUAGAGAUACAAUUUCCCUAUUCGAGGUUACGAUCUGGGGGCGGAGGGAGUCCACGGGUGAUCAGGUCAUUUACGACCCUAGGGGUGAGGCGUGGUGUCCUGUGGGCGAGUAUGAGACGGGGCCUUGGGUCAGUGGGCUGAAGCCCUGGGCACAGUUCCUAGGGGAUGGAGGCGUGGGCGUUGCGCCGCCGUCCAAUGGUCGUGUAGAUGUUACGAAUGAGGAAGAGGAUAACGGAAAUGGCACUAGAGGUGUCUCCAAGCAAAGGACAACAACAAGAUAUAUUCCCCUCCCAGCCCUCGGCCUCAUACAAUCACACACCGAACGCGCCCGCGACUUAGCCGUACAAAUCUUCAACAAACAAGACCCCGAUGUCCUUACCCCUUCUCUCACGGAAUUCGACGCGCACGAUCUACCGAUGCCUGUCUCACGCAACGAAUCUCAUUCGUACAUCUCGAAGAUUACGGGCCUGGAAACAAGUUAUACCUUGUCGAAUGGCGCCCCGCCUGUAAUGAGAUAUGAGGGGCUGGGUGAUCCACAGAUGGUGCUGAAAGGGGUGACGGAUUGGAGUUUACUAGAUGAGUGUGUGGCAAGUUGUAGAGGAGUGGACGCUUACGUGCCGUUUAGUGGUGGUAGUUGGAAUGAUGAUAUGGAGGAUGGUGAUGAGGAAGACCAAGAGGAUGGGUUUGACAUGUGGACCUUGAUUGAGAGAGGGACAUCGGAAGAGGGUAGUAAAGCGUUGGAUUUGAGGGACAUGUUUGACACAUGGUGUGGAGUUGACGAGAUU